Molecule: messenger RNA, 807 nt
Organism: Vicia villosa (hairy vetch)
Lineage: Eukaryota; Viridiplantae; Streptophyta; Magnoliopsida; Fabales; Fabaceae
Exons: 2
Coding region: 1-807 (268 amino acids)
Source: RefSeq, a predicted model, not a curated record
AUGCCCUACACUGGCGAAGAAGAGAUUCCUAAGUUGGAAGAUGUUGCUGCUGCAUUGCAUUUGCCUCGAUCAGAAAUUAGAAAGGCUUGGGUGAAUAAAGGAGAAUACACUGGUUUGCCUAUUGACUUCUUGUAUGGUCAAGCUGAAAUCUUGAUUAAUGUUGUGAGUAUGGAUGCUCUUGAAAAAGUCCUCGCUUUCCUGAUCUAUGGGCAAGUCUUAUUCCCUCGUUACGACAAAAUUGUGGAUGUGAUUACCAUUAAGAUCUUCAUCAGCAAUAAUCCCGUUCCUACCUUAUUGGGUGACUUGUUGCAUUCCAUCCAUCAUCGAUCAUCUAAAGGAAAAGGUUGCGUUCUCGGAUGUGCACCUCUUCUACAUAAGUGGUUUAUUUCUCACUUACCCCGUUUCGUAAUAAAGAACGAAGAAGGUGGGACUUGGGUUCAAAGAAUCAAGAGGCUUUCGUACGAUUAUAUCGUUUGGAACCAAAAAGAGUUUGAAGGAACCCAUUUGUUUGAUAGUUGUGGAGAUUUCCCAAAUGUACCUCUUGUUGAUACAACUGGGAAGAAGAAGUUGUUUAUUAGAGCUUGGUCCACGGUAAAGAAGGUAGAUACGCGAGCAUUGGGACUAAGGAACUACAUCCCUUCAGAUCUUUAUUUUAGGUGGAUUUAUGAUCGAGUUGUUGAGUAUGGUUUGCCAUAUCCAUUUGAUAUCCCUGUUGUACCAAGGGUUACCCAUCUGGUCAUUCCUUUGGUUUUGGAGCCUUAUGUUCCCGCUCCAAAUGAAGACCUUGCUGCUACUAUUGCUUCUUAA